UCGUCGUAGUGUUCUCUUGGAAAUAAAGUUUAUAUUGGUUGCCUCUUCUCAAAAUAUUAAUUUAAUUGUUGUAACUGUAUAUAGAAGAGUUUAAUAAAAUCCAUUUGGUAUAACGUAUAAGCUAACGACAAAUUCAGAUUAAAAUUUGAUCACAAGUCGGUAGGUUGUGUUUGCUCCGCUUGAUUAAAAUUCAAAAAAAAAAUAAAACAAACAGUGUUUAUUGUGUUUAUUUUAUAUUUGUAAAAUACUAUUGAGUAUUUUUGUAUUUAUUUAUAAAUAGUGUUAAACUAAAAAAUAUCAAAUAAUGUCUACUGCAAAACGUGUAACAGCAAGAAGGGUGUCGCGAACCAGCACCCCAACUCCGACCCUUAAUAGCAGUGGUAGUGCAAAUAGGUCGUCAAGUCCAAGAAGUCCAACACGCACCAGCCGCCUUCAGGAAAAGGCCGAACUUCAGAAUCUCAAUGAUCGCCUGGCGUGUUAUAUCGAUCGAGUUCGAAAUUUGGAAAACGAAAAUUCUCGACUGACCGUGGAAGUGCAUACAGCGCGUGAAACUGUCACUCGAGAAGUUUCAAACAUUAAGGCUAUGUAUGAGCAUGAAUUGUCAGCAGCACGAAAACUAUUAGAUGAAACAGCUCGUGAUAAGGCUAAAUUAGAAAUUGAAAACAAACGUCUUUGGGACGAGAAUGAUGAACUUAAGAUCAGACUUGACAAAAAGACAAAAGAUCUUAAUGUUGCUGAGAAUAGUGCUCGCGUUUAUGAAUCUCGGUGCACUGAAUUAACUAAUAAAUUUAACAAUGCCAAUGCUGAUCGCAAAAAGGCCCAAGACGAAGCUAAGGAAUUACUGAAGGAGAACGAAAGGCUGCGGGCAUUGCUGGAAGAUUUGCGCAAACAGCUUGAACAGGAAACUCUUGCUCGUGUAGACCUUGAAAAUUGCAAUCAAUCUCUGCGGGAAGAACUAUCCUUCAAAGAUCAAAUUCAUUCGCAAGAAUUAACAGAGACGCGCAGUCGGCGUCAAGUAGAAAUCAGUGAGAUUGAUGGCCGUCUAUCACAGCAAUAUGAAGCUAAAUUGCAACAAUCUUUGCAAGAGCUUCGUGUCCAGUAUGAACAGCAGAUGCAGGCCAAUAGGAAUGACAUUGUUCUAUUGUAUGAUAAUAAAGCUAAGAAUUUGCAAAGCGCUGCAAAUCGCAAUGCUAAUGCAGCUUCACAAAUGUCCGAAGAGCUUCGUAUCAGCCGAACAAAGAUUGAUUCUUUGAAUUCUCGCAUUGGCGAAUUGGAAUCCCAGAACGCUACCCUUAAUGGUCGUCUUCGUGAUAUGGAAAAACUAUUCGAUCACGAACGUGCUCGUCACAAUCAAGAAGCUUCACUUCUUGAAGCUGAACUCAAUCGAAUGCGUGAAGAAAUGGCCCAGCAACUUCAAGAAUAUCAAGACCUCAUGGAUAUAAAAGUAUCACUCGACUUGGAAAUAGCUGCUUAUGACAAACUUCUCCGAGGCGAAGAGAGUCGUCUGAAUAUUUCCCCAGGUGGCACUGCCACAACCUCAGCUUCUUCAACAGUUCGUUCAAGUCGUCUUAGUGCUACGCCCAGCGGCCAGUUAUCGGCUGGCGUUAAGCGUCGUCGCACCGUAGUCGACGAAUCUGAGGACCGUAGUCUUUCCGAAUACUCAGUAAAUGCUACAUCCAAGGGCGAUAUUCAAAUUUUGGAAGCUGACAGUGAAGGCCGUUUCAUUAAACUUCAAAACAAAGGCGGAGAAGAGGUUAACUUGACUGGAUGGCAGUUGGUUCGUUUGGCUGGUGAUAAUGAACUUUCCUACAAAUUUGCCCGAGGAACCAAAAUUGAUAGUGGAGCAACCCUUACCAUUUGGUCUGUGGACACUGGAAGCCAUGAACCACCAACUAAUAUUCAAAUGAAGAAAAAAUGGCCUACUAGUGAUUCCAUGAAGACUAUCCUAACAAAUUCAGAUAGAGACGAUGUUGCUGCUUAUGAACGCGUCAAAUCAAAUGUUUCGAGCCAUGCAUCACGCCAUAGGACAACUGGUAGCGGUUUUACUUUAGGAUCAUCCUCGACAUCGACAGGAGUACGUAGUCUUUUCUCAAUGCUGUUCUAGAGAGAAAUUUGGCUUGAUCGUGUUUUAAAUUAAGAAUAUUAGGAUAACACGGCAAUAAAUAACAUGUUUUCUGCACUUAGAUCUUCAGGAUAAGUAGUGAUGACACAAAAAUUAAUCAUAGAAUAAUUUACUUGCCGCAACACUUACAGUUACACACUUUUAUUCCACGAACGAUGAUCGAACUUUUAAAAAUCUACAGAAAAAUUGCAUUUUGUAUUUAAAUUGUAGUAUGUAAAAUAUUUUUUUUAAAGACAUUAUUAACUUAAUAAGCAAGUAAAUUUAAAAAUGUUGGCAAAAUACAUAAAUUUCAUAUUUAUCAAUGGAAAUACAAAUAAAUAAGAGACUUAAAGCGCAACACAUUGCAUUUCACAACAAUACUAUUUUAUUGAAAAUAUAUAUUAUUUAAAAAUAUUUGUCAAAACUAUUUAAUUUUUCACUUUGAAAAUAUUAAGAAAAAUAUGAAUAGGAUAAGAAAUUUAGAAAACUACACAUGUACAUUUACACAUAGAUAAAAUGGAACUUCCGACUCCAGUGUUCAAACAGUUUAAUUCAAUUACUUUGUAAUAAAACAAAAAUCAAGUUUGUUAAAAAAAA
Molecule: messenger RNA, 2698 nt
Organism: Eupeodes corollae
Lineage: Eukaryota; Metazoa; Arthropoda; Insecta; Diptera; Syrphidae
Product: lamin-C
Exons: 4
Coding region: 305-2104 (599 amino acids)
Source: RefSeq, a predicted model, not a curated record